AUGGAGCUAGAAGAAAUGGUGCGACAGGCAGCAGAUGCUAUGCAGUCAACCGGAGUGUAUGCGGGAGACACUGUAGUCGCAACUGCAUCGCUGGGGGCAGUGUUUUGCUCAUUCAAUACUGAUCUUGGAGAAAAGGCGCUGAAAGAUCGACUCAGUCAGCUGUAUCCUAGGCUGGUGUUUGUACAGACAGAAUACACGUACAAUGGCAAACCUCACAGCAUUGCGCAAAGAACUAACACGAUUUUCUCCGCAAUCGAAAAGUCCGAUAGAGCAGAAAUAAUACGCUACGAAGAUGCUUUCAAUGAUCCAGCAUUGAAUCCCGAUUCCGGCCUCACUUUGGUCAAUUGGAGUGACUUCAUCAAUCGAGGAAUAGGACGGCCGUUAGUGUUUAAGCAAGUCCCAUUCAAUCAUCCCCUAGUGGUUAUGUUUUCGUCGGGAACGACAGGCACUCCAAAAGGAAUUGUGCAUUCACACGGGGGUCUUGUGAUAAACGGACUGAAGGAGAAUCGCCUCCAUAACAACUUCGCUUUUGGUGCGGGCCCACGAUAUUUUGAAGAGCUGCGGAACGCCUCGAUUGAUUCGGAUCCGUUCGCUGGUAAACUGGACUUAAUAGUAUCCACUGGAGCUAUUCUGACGACAUCUCUUUCCCUUUGGAUUGCGAAGUUCUUUGGACCUGUCUGUCAGGUGUCUAUGUCUGGAGGGACAGAGCUCUGUGGAUCUUUUGUACAUGGAACCAAAUCUUUACCGACGUGGCCGGGUCAGAUUACCGUCAAGGCCCUGGGACUUGAUGUUGAUGUAUUUUCACCUGAUGGCCACGCACUGGAAGCAGGGCAGAUGGGAGAACUGGUCUGUAAAAAACCUUUUCCUAACAUGCCUGUCUCUUUCCUACAUGAUGCAGAUAAAAAGAGAUACUUCAAUGCCUAUUUCUCCCAGAUAUUCGGUGUUUGGACACAUGGGGACCUCAUCAAGAUUGAUCCUCGCACAAAUGGCUUGAUUAUUCUCGGCAGAAGUGACGGGGUUCUCAAUCCAAAUGGUGUCCGUUUCGGGUCCUCUGAAAUCUAUGCAGUUCUUGAACAGCAUUUUUCAGCUUCCGUAAAGGACUCUCUUUGUGUUGGCCAACAGAGACAAGAAAGAGAUCUUCAUGAAAGAGUGUUUUUAUUCUUAAAGUUCUCGUCGUCUCCAUCGGAACCAUCUCGUUCUCAGCUGAAGGAUAGAAUUCGCCAAAAGAUCGCUGAAGAACUUAGUCGCCGCCAUGUGCCACACUUCAUUUUUGAAGUCAAAUCAAUCCCAUACAAUGUCAAUGGGAAAAAGAUGGAGACACAAGUCAAAAGCAUUCUCAACAGAGGAAAGGAUGCAGUGUCAUCGAUGAAGGUUUCCGAUGCGGAGAAGGCAUCACUGGAAUUUUUUGUCAAGUUCUUUCAUAUCGAGGACCCGUCGUCCAAGUCAAAAGACAGCGCAAAUAACAACAAGCCAUCAGUGGCAAAGCUUUAG
Molecule: messenger RNA, 1491 nt
Organism: Trichoderma aggressivum f. europaeum
Lineage: Eukaryota; Fungi; Ascomycota; Sordariomycetes; Hypocreales; Hypocreaceae
Exons: 9
Coding region: 1-1491 (496 amino acids)
Molecular function (GO): acetoacetate-CoA ligase activity
Source: RefSeq, a predicted model, not a curated record